Messenger RNA from Corapipo altera (White-ruffed manakin), 913 nucleotides. RefSeq names its product transmembrane protein 70 (gene TMEM70). Gene Ontology annotation, cellular component: mitochondrial membrane. The transcript has 3 exons. NCBI's taxonomy places the organism in Eukaryota, Metazoa, Chordata, Aves, Passeriformes, Pipridae. Gene Ontology annotation, biological process: mitochondrial proton-transporting ATP synthase complex assembly. The record is from RefSeq and is a predicted model, not a curated record. The annotation marks the transcript as partial.
CCCGCCGCCGCUGCCCCCGCCGCUUGCCGCCGGGCCUCCACAUGGCUCCAGGGCGCCGCGCAACGCGGGCUCCCGGUCGCCUGCCGCCGCCGGGCCGCCCUGCCCGCCGCCGGGCCCCAGCAGGUUACGUCUUUUCAAGGAGUGGCUGUUCGCAGUCUCAGCACAUCCCCCCCUCACGAACACCCAGAACACGGAAGAUUAGUUUAUAAAGGAAAUUUGGCAAAGACAGUGUUAGGUGUGAGGUUUUUCUCUUACUCCACCAGCAUAUUCAACCUGUUCAUGAUGCCCUACAUCAUGCUCAAAAGUGGUAUUGGAGUGGAAAGUCUGCUUAUGCAAGCUGCCUUUUAUGGGGUGAUCGGUUUUUUUACGUUUGUAACUCCAGUAACUUUGCAUGUCCUUACAAAAGGUUAUGUGAUCCGACUCUAUUACAAAGAUGAAAAGGACACCUAUACAGCCAUUACCUACAAUGCCAUCUUGGCAGAAAAAGCAACUGUUUUCCAUCAGAAAGAUGUAAAGAUUCCAGACAUCACCAAGAUGUUUACAACAUUUUAUGCAAAAACAAAAUCAAUGCUUGUUAAUCCGACACUUUUUCCAAAUCCUCAGGACUAUAACCAUCUCAUGGGCUAUGACAAAUCCCCGAUUUUUAAGUUAGAGGAGUUAAAGGAAACUGAUGAAAGGAAAUAAUUUGAAGAUAAUGAAUGUCAGUGUCAUUGUUCUUAAUGCAGUGCUGUGUAUGUAAAAGAAUAUAAAAUUCCAUUAUACUUUCUUAAGUCAGGUAGCUGGAGUUUUCCAAAUGCAUUUUGGAAUGUAUUAAAAAGACCCUUUUUUUUUUAAUAUUUUGAACAGUGUGACGGUUUCUUCAGAGUUAAUGACAUAAAAUAUAGUAAAAAAAGGUGCUUAGAUCUGUCUUGCA